AUGGCACCAUUUGAAUAUGGUGCCAAUGAUUUCUUAACUCAAGGUGUAGGUGUAGGUGUAGGUGAUGGCGAUGAAGUUGGCGAUGAAGUUGGCGAUGAAGUUGGCGAUGAAGUUGGCGAUGAAGAUGGCGAUGAAGUUGGCGAUGAAGUUGGCGAUGAAGUUGGCGAUGAAGUUGGCGAUGAAGUUGGCGAUGAAGUUGGCGAUGAAGAUGGCGAUGAAGUUGGCGAUGAAGUUGGCGAUGAAGUUGGCGAUGAAGUUGGCGAUGAUGUUGGCGAUGAAGAUGGCGAUGAAGUUGGCCAUGAAGUUGGCGAUGAAGGUGGCGAUGAAGAUGGCGAUGAAGUUGGCGAUGAAGUUGGCGAUGAAGUUGGCGAUGAAGAUGGCGAUGAAGAUGGUGAUGAAAAUGGUGAUGAAGAUGGUGAUGAAGAGUGUGAUGACGAUUGUGAUGACCUCAUUAAUACGCUAGAGUGGCUCUUGAUAUAG
Molecule: messenger RNA, 480 nt
Organism: Physella acuta
Lineage: Eukaryota; Metazoa; Mollusca; Gastropoda; Physidae
Product: gametocyte surface protein P230-like
Source: RefSeq, a predicted model, not a curated record